AUGCCUCACAUCAACUUCCCAGACGUCGACGGCGACGACGGCGAUGACGACGAUCACGACGACGACGACGACGACGGGGGUAGCGGUCGGCCUGAAGACGAGCCUCUCGCCCUCCCAUCCGACUUCUCGGCAGCUGAGCGCAACACGCUCGGCCUGGAGGCGCAGGCGGUCUUCGAACGCCGUGUUCGACAUGGCCGUGCGUACGACCUUCUCGCUGCAGUCAAAGAGUCUAUCAAUCACCAGGGCGCAUUCCUCGAGGACAAACAAAAGCACGCGCGUGGUCAGAAAGACAACACUCGCUCUCAAAAGCAGGUGUCCAACGCGACCGCACGCACGCGCAUGCUGGCCGGGCUCUACAAUUACAACCGCGACCGCCUCAUUGCAUUGAGCGAUGGCAUUGCGGAGGACGUCCUACAGGCGAUCAACAUGGAAACGGACCUCAAGAGUAAGAAUUGGCGCAAGCCGCGACAGCAAGGGGACAGCCGCGAAGAACGGGCAUGGAUCUGGACGCAUGGGAACUCGAAGGCGAGUGGUUCGUCUAUCCCAAUUGCUAGUACUAACAACUCGCUAGUCGACCGGGUACAAUGGUUCCGCGCUCGGGCGGAGGUGAAGCGAGUGAACGAGGAAAUCAACAAGCUUCAUGCCGAGUUCAAGAGGACGAUCCUCGGUUUCAAGAACAUGUCUAGAGCUUGGGAACAGGUCUCGGCGAAGGCAGGGUUGUCCGAUGGGGCGAGAGCGUAUGCGCUGAGGAAAGUGAAUAUGUUCAACAAGCUAAGCGUCCAAUGCGCGGACGUUUUCGGGACUACACGAAAGGAUGCCGCAGAGAAGUGGGACUACUCGAUUGUAAGUUCCAAUUAA
Molecule: messenger RNA, 858 nt
Organism: Fomitopsis serialis
Lineage: Eukaryota; Fungi; Basidiomycota; Agaricomycetes; Polyporales; Fomitopsidaceae
Exons: 2
Coding region: 1-858 (285 amino acids)
Source: RefSeq, a predicted model, not a curated record